This is a messenger RNA of Drosophila subpulchrella, 2128 nucleotides long. Its product is annotated as G-protein coupled receptor Mth-like. The record is from RefSeq and is a predicted model, not a curated record. The coding region runs from base 4 to 1536 and encodes 510 amino acids. NCBI's taxonomy places the organism in Eukaryota, Metazoa, Arthropoda, Insecta, Diptera, Drosophilidae. Gene Ontology annotation, molecular function: G protein-coupled receptor activity. Gene Ontology annotation, cellular component: membrane. Gene Ontology annotation, biological process: cell surface receptor signaling pathway; G protein-coupled receptor signaling pathway. The transcript has 7 exons.
AAAAUGAAACUACUGUUUGGAUUUUUUACUGCAUUUCUAUUGUUUGUGCUGCAAUCCAAUGGUGAGAUUAUCGACUGUGAUUUCUUCGACACAGUAGAUAUCUCGGAUGGAAAAAGAUUCUCAAAUGGCUCAUACCUAUAUGAGAACCUACUCAUUCCCUCCUAUUUGACGGGUGAAUAUGACUUUAAGCUUCUGGCCAACGGAUCUAAGGAGGCUGUAGCGAGCCACAUAAGAGGAUGUGUCUGCAAACUGAGGCCCUGCGUCAGGUUUUGCUGCCCCCAUAACCAAAUAAUACUAGGCGGUCACUGUUACAGUAACACGACAACGGAUCAGCUGAGUAAUGUCGAUCCUUUCCUGAACGUAACCCUCAACAACGGGUCGGUGGUUAAAAUGCACUAUAGAGAAGAUCUAGUGGUGCAGUGGGACUUGCCCAAGCCCUGUGAGGAAGGCGAUUUGUACUACCUAGAUCACCAAGAAGAAAUGCACAAAUUCACAUUGUUUGAGAAUGAAAUUCUCUUACGCCACUUUGACAACGUGCACCUGAACAAGGCGGAAUACUGCCUUCAGCAUCUUAACUUCACAGACGGUAAUAUUCGAAUUGCACCUCACCACUGCCCAAAAUUGCCGUCCAAAAUUGAACAGACAGUUGUGCUGAUCCUAUCGUUGACAUGCAUGGUUCUUACGAUCGGCGUUUAUCUCUUCGUUAAGAAACUUAGAAAGUUGUAUGGCAAAUGCUUUGUUUGCUACAUGGCCAGCCUUUUUAUGGCCUACUUGUUCCUGCUUCUUGACUUGUGGCACUUAACGACCGGGAUCUGCCAAACAGCAGCAUUCCUGGGCUACUUUUUCGUCAUGGCUGCCUUUUUCUGGCUUUCUGUAAUCAGCCUGGACCUCUGGAAUGGGAUGAAAGGCGUCUUUGUGUUAGAAAAUCGGUUUUUGGCCUACAAUUGCUACGCGUGGGGAAUGUCGGUGGCCCUGACCGGAGGCACCUAUUUAUCGGAUAAGUUCGUAGCGAACGAGGAUUGGAAUCCUCUUAUGGGCGCCGGAGGCUUUUGUUGGAUCGACACUGAAAGUUGGUCUGCUAUGCUCUACUUCUUUGGACCGAUAUUAGUGCUGAUUCUCUUCAACAUGACCAUGUUUAUCCUGAUGGCCAUACCUUUAAUAAGAUCAAAGAUGGAACUGAGGAAAUUCGCCCGCAAGGAUGGCAGAAAGCAGAAGCUGAAAUCGGACAAACACAAUUACGCACUAUUUCUGCGGCUCUUUAUCGUCAUGGGGUUGACGUGGAGCUUAGAGAUAAUCUCCUACUUGGUGCAGAAUACGAUUUGGGCCAAGGCGUUUCUAGUAGCAGAUUACCUCAAUUGGUCUCAGGGUAUUAUCAUAUUUGUGGUUUUUAUUCUACGAUCCAAUACGCUAAAACUAUUAAAGACACAAAUAUUUCCAAAUCACCAGUGGAGUGACAUCAGCAUGAAGUCCAGAGUAACUCGAACUACGACUGGGGAAUCCGUAUCUCAUCAAUCAAGCCCAAGCCUGCUAUUUUGAAGCCGAGCCCAUCCUGCGUGUAGAAAUCUACAAAGGCAUUUUCUAUUUUAUUUCUCUUACUAAAGUUAAAUAUUAAUUUUUAUCAAACAGACUCUAUGAAUGUCUCGUAUAAGUGUUAUGUUUUAAGUCUGGUUAAUUAUUGCCACUGAUUCCUAGAAAUAAGAAUGAUUAGAAUAACUAUCAAUCCAGUACAAACAUUCCUUUGUAGAGACACUAAUUUAUGAGGCCGAAUAAAGUCUUUUCUUAACAUUUCAUACUUUUUAACCGAGAAGCAUGAAGUUUUUUAUCAAACAUGAAUAGAAAUUUCAAUGAUGGUGUCAAAAACAUUUCUUUUGAGUGACUAAGCGAAGUUUGAAACAAAUUCAGAUAGUGAAAUAAUUGUACAAUUUUUUUUAGGCCGUGAUUAAAUUUAUCAUUACUAAUGAAACAUUUUUGGUUUUAUAAUAGUUCUCUUUGUAAAAGGAACCCUUGUCAAAGGUCCCACAUAAUAAAAGUGUACAUUUCUAUUGUGAAAGAGGUUGUAGAUGAACUCCCCCUGAAGAAAGCCAUCCAUCUUAAGGCUUUUACUUGUGAACAAUCAUGAGACCACAAA